Messenger RNA from Cylicostephanus goldi, 453 nucleotides. The record is from the annotation of a GenBank genome assembly. NCBI's taxonomy places the organism in Eukaryota, Metazoa, Nematoda, Chromadorea, Rhabditida, Strongylidae.
AUGGUACCAUGUAGCGCUUGUGGUAUGGCUACAGACGCGACGGAUGAUGCUAAUGGUAUAGGACAUCCGAUGUGUAGAAUCGUGGUUUAUUUUUUCGCAUUUCUGAUCUAUGCUUUAGAAAGACUUUCACCCAGUGGCGCUCGUUGGUGUCCAUUAUGCGCAGUUGCUGUUGACGACAACAAAGAGGCCUGGAAGACCCAUCUCUCCAAGCAGUGCUACAACAAUCCCCGAAAAAAUGGACCUGAUCUGGAAGUGGAUACUGCCCCGCGAAUCCCAGAAAAGACUCGUCCGAAUUCCUCAGCAUCAACAAAAGCAGUCAGCGGUGCCCGAUUGAUAGAUGCCGAUAAACUCGUGGCAGCCUUACAGGAAGUACAACUGCGUAAAAAACAGGAAUCAAAGAAGAAGACACCGGCGACGGACAAAGAAGAGCCAGCCACAGCAGCAACGAAAUGA